Messenger RNA from Candida tropicalis MYA-3404, 1086 nucleotides. It is a transcript of the gene VRG4, whose product is annotated as GDP-mannose transporter. The record is from RefSeq and is a predicted model, not a curated record. The transcript has a single exon. Gene Ontology annotation, molecular function: GDP-mannose transmembrane transporter activity; antiporter activity. The coding region runs from base 1 to 1086 and encodes 361 amino acids. Lineage: Eukaryota; Fungi; Ascomycota; Pichiomycetes; Serinales; Debaryomycetaceae. Gene Ontology annotation, cellular component: Golgi apparatus.
AUGGGAAUUAUUCUGUUUUAUUUAAUUGGACAACUAUUAUAUUUAAUUAAAAGAAAAUACAACACUUAUAAACACAACAAUAACACAAUGGAAACUAAAUCUUCAAGCUCAUUAGCUAGUUCAAUUUCAAAUUCUGGUCCUAUUUCCAUUUUUGCAUACUGUCUUUCAUCUAUUUUGAUGACAGUUACCAAUAAAUAUGUUUUAUCUGGUUUCAGUUUCAACUUGAACUUCUUUUUAUUGGCUGUUCAAUCUAUUGUCUGUAUUGUCACUAUUGGUUCUUUGAAAUCUUUUGGUGUCAUCACUUAUAGACAAUUUAACAAAGAUGAAGCUAAAAAAUGGUCUCCAAUUGCCUUUUUAUUGGUUGCUAUGAUUUACACUUCUUCUAAAGCUUUACAAUAUUUAAGUAUUCCAGUUUACACCAUCUUUAAGAAUUUAACCAUUAUUUUGAUUGCUUAUGGUGAAGUUAUUUGGUUUGGUGGUCAAGUCACUGCUAUGGCUUUAAGUUCUUUCUUGUUGAUGGUUUUCUCUUCUGUUAUUGCUUACUACGGGGACAAUGCUGCUGCUAAAUCAAGUGAUGACACUUUGGCCAUGUACUUGGGUUACUUUUGGAUGUUUACCAAUUGUUUUGCUUCUGCUUCUUUUGUUUUAAUCAUGAGAAAGAGAAUCAAGUUGACUAACUUCAAAGAUUUCGACACCAUGUACUACAACAACUUGUUAUCCAUUCCAAUUUUGUUAGUUUGUUCAUUUGUUUUCGAAGAUUGGUCUGCUGCCAAUGUUGCUUUGAAUUUCCCAGCUGAUAACAGAGUUACUACCAUUACUGCCAUGAUUUUAAGUGGUGCUUCAUCUGUUGGUAUUUCUUAUUGUUCUGCUUGGUGUGUUAGAGUCACUUCCUCAACUACUUAUUCCAUGGUUGGUGCUUUGAACAAAUUGCCAAUUGCUUUAUCUGGUUUGAUUUUCUUUAAUGCUGCCGUCAACUUUUGGUCUGUUUCUUCUAUUUUUGUUGGUUUUGUUGCUGGUUUAGUUUAUGCUGUUGCCAAACAAAAGCAACAAAAACAAUCCGCUCCUCAAUUACCAUCCACCAAAUAA